CAGGGAGCAGGCUGAAUGCUGCAGAACAGAGGAAUCAGAGAGCAGGAGGGAGUAGAGAGCUGGAAGGAGAAGGGGUGCUGCACCCCAGAUCAGGUGCUUACAUUUAGGGAGCAGAGCAGGAUGCUGCGUGCUGUACCAGUUCUGGAAGGAAGACAAGAAGAAGCAAUGGAGGUCCCUGUUAGCCCAUCAGGGAGUCGUUUGCCAUGGGAGGGCUUCUCAGCUUGGCUGGAUGGCAUCUGUGUGGUUACAUUCGAUCUGGAAAUAGGCCAGGCAAUGGAGCUUGUGUAUCCACAGAAUGUCAAGCUUACAGAAAAAGAGAAAACCAGCAUCUGCUACUUAUCUUUUCCAGACUCUUACUCGGGGUGUCUAGGUGACACUCAGUUUACAUUCCGUAUGCGACGCUCUGCAGGGCAGAGACUCUGUCCAUUUCAGGAAAAUGAAAAGUACAACAGAGAGACUCCAGUAACACUGCAGAGAGAUGGUGCACAUUUCUAUGGAUAUGUCUAUUUCCGUCAAGUAAGAGACAGCUCUGUAAAGAGAGGAUACUUCCAGAAGUCACUGGUUCUUCUCUCUAGCCUGCCUUACACCAAUCUGUUUCAUACAAUCCUGCAGCUUAUAGCACCUGAGUACUUUAAUAAACUGGACCCAUGUCUAGAAGCUGUUUGCAAUCAGAUUGACCGCUGGCCUCUGCCUGAACCAGGAGUUCUACUGUCUCUUCCUAUAAUGGGACUUGUGCUGCAGGUUAGGAUCCCAAGUCGAUCAGACCUAAUGGACACUAAUGUUAUUAAUGAACAUCAAGAGGACCAUCUGGAGCCUCCAAGUCACUCCCUCAUUGUUCAUGAUGUGGAUCUCUUCAGGUCCUUGCAGUCUGUUUUGAUGAACCUACAGAUGCUUUGGGAACUGGUUCUGUUGGGAGAACCGCUGGUUGUUAUGGCGCCUUCACCAACAAUCUCCUCAGAAAUAGUUUUGGCACUGAUAAGCUGUAUCUCUCCAUUCAAGUUCAGCUCAGAUUUUCGGCCUUACUUUACUAUCCAUGACAAUGAGUUCAAAGAGUAUACCACCAGAACACAGGCUCCACCCAGUUUGCUGCUUGGAGUGACCAAUCCAUUCUUCAUCAAGACGCUGCAGCACUGGCCGCAUAUCCUGCGUGUAGGAGAGCCAAGGAUGUCGGGAGAUCUGCCCAAACAGGUAAAGCUGAAGAAGACAGCAAAGUUAAAGACACUAGACACUAAAGCAGGAAUGUAUACUUCAUACAAACCUUUUCUUCACAAAGACAAGACACUGAUCAAACAGCUGAUGAAGGGACUUCAGAAGAAACUUCCAUCCUCUACACUCAGUUCAAUUCUCAGGAAACACCUGUUUGAACUGACCCAGAGCUUCAUCCUUCCACUUGAGCGGUACAUGGGUAGCCUGAUGCCACAUCACAGCUCAAUCACUGCCUGGAAAAAUCCACCUCAGGUACGGCCAUUCCAGCAGGAGGAACUGAUGAAGAUGCUUGAGCACACUGGCCCACAGAUAAAUUCACCUAUAAAAGGGGAUUGGGUGGGUCUCUACAGGCGCUUCCUCAAGUCUCCUCAUUUUGAUGGCUGGUACCGUCAGAAGCAACGAGAGAUGAGAGAAAGACUGGAGACUGCGCAUCUCAAAGUUAUUUGUGAAGCUAAUAUUUCAGCAUGGAUAAAGAACAAAUCAGAAGUGGAAAUUGUAGAUCUGGUGCUCAAACUCAAGGAUAAAUUGCAAAGGGCCUACAGACAACAACUCCCUGUCAGCGCUGCUUCCCUGGCCAGGCUGAAACAUCACAUUGAUGCUGUUAUCUGCUCACUUCCUGAAGACCUGCAGAGCAUCCUGCAUCCUCACUGAGAAACGCAAAGAGCAAUUUGCUGUCUGCUCAGAGAUCUGCAAAGCAAUCUACAGUGCUCCUUGGAGACCAGCAAAGCAUUUUUCCAUCAUUAAGAGGUCAACCACGUUUCUGCUUCCUCACUUAGAAGUCUUUAUCACAAUAGAACCACAGAACAGCAAGUCUGCCAUUUAAUACAUCUUGAAUUUCAGCUCUCCAGCAACACAGUACUAGAGAAAUCUUUUACAUGUUUCAUUAUCUUAGGUAGCUGUCGAGCAUUCUCCCAACAUUUCUCAUCUACAAAGCAUUUAACAUAAUUUAGGAGUUAUCUACAGAGAAUGCUGCAUAUGUUGCAAUUUAGCAUUUUCCAUUUUAUCACACAUUGUACACCAACAUUUCCUCCUGGGCUUCAGCAGUGUUUAUAUGCUAAAAUACAGUAUAGGCAUGGUUUAUUUUAUCCAGAAUUCUUGGAACCUGGGAUGAUUUGUAUAGUGGGUCUUUCUGUAAUAUGGAGCACUGUGCCUUAAAGUGGAAUUGUUUUCUUUGGUGCAAGCAUUAGUGCAUGUAAACAACAGAAGUUGUACAUGUGUUUGCAAUGUAGUGCCAUUCUGUACUUCCACCAUAAGUAUCGCUUCUUUUUUAGAGCAGGGCCAAGAAUUUUCACAUACUACUUGGUCCAGAACCCUGCCUUUACACACCCCACCCGCUCACUCAAACCCCCAACCCCAAGGUUCACAAUGGCCUUACUCACUUACCUACUCCCCCAGUUGUGCCCCAGGUACAUGCCUUUCCUGCCUACCUCUAGUUCUGGCCCUGGUUCAUGUUGGUUUUCAUUUUAUACCUAGGCUCAUCGCAUAAGUUGUGGUCGUUUUGCCCAACAUAUUAUUAUAUUUCUAAAACUGUUCAAAAUUAAAAUUCCAAAACUCCGACAUUGCCUGCUUUCCAAAUCCCAUUGCUUAAGAAACGAUCGUAUAUUUCCUAAGUACACAUUGUCUUAAAAGUUUCAAGUUGUCAAAACAAUUCCUCCAUAUUGUUAUUAGAAUUGGAUAUAACUCUAUUAGAAUGUUCUGCUAACAAUUGCUUUAAUUUUGGAGCAGAUUAACAUCACCUUUAAAAUUAAGCCCAUUAUUUGAAGGAGAGAAGGGGGAGCCAGUGUGGAAGUGUUAAAACAGUGAGUCCAAUGUGGAGUCUAAACAGUGAGUAAAAAACAAAGAAACCUACUUUUUCAGUACUUGGUGGUGCCAUGGGGAAAUGAUUGUUUUCUAUAAAACAAACAGCCUACUUUGGCCUUAGCCCAACAAUUCGUCAGGUAACAUGAGCUCUGAAAAGGACAGACUCCUUAUGUGAAUUAUAUAUGCCUUAUGACCAGAAAAGGAGAAAAUGGCCAAAGCCUACUUUCUGGAAAUUAACACACAUAGUACAUACAUACAGUCUAUGAGAAUGGCUAAACGAGCCAUUGGUAAAUAUACAUUGUCCCCGUUUGUUUGCUAGCAAGACACAAAUUUAUUAGCUGCCAAAGUGAGCACAAAUUCCGAAAUUGCUGAAAUAGUAAUGUAUUAUGGUAUAUUUUUUGUCAAUUUCACAGAAACAAACAAAGUCUGUCGUAAAUAGCACUUACACAUAAGGCAUAUAUUCUAUAUUUCCAAGAUCUGCCUUGAUCAGUGCUGCACCACUUGUGAGGCAACACAAACGUACAGAAGGCUCAAAAGAUUAAAUAGUAUUAUUUUUCUUUGCUUUGUCGCUGCUGAGAAUAUUUGCAGGAUUUACUUAACAAGACUAGAUGUUUGAACAGCACAUAUAUUUUGGAUAAUCGUACGUAGAAAUUAAACUGUAUUAUUUGUUUUUUUUCUGCAUUAUUGCCAGGAAACUUUCAGUACAGGUACAAACACCAAUUUAUUGCUGGUUCACUAUAUAUCUAUAUAUUUAUCUACUUUGUAGUAGAACUAGGUCUCUAUAAUAAUGAUGUUAUACUGAAUUGUAAAGAGCAUUUUCCUAGAGUCCUGCAUGAGCUGUUAGUCAUCCUUUGGUGUUCCAGAUGUGACAAAAAAGCUUCUAACAAUACUAUCAAAGCUUGUUGGAGUUGUAAGAGUUAUAUAUGGGGCACCAGUUGUCUAAUCCUGCUCCAUAUCUUUUACUCUUGUAAAUACUCUGCAUGUACACACAAUUGCAGCUUUGUGUUGUAGUCAAAUACCCCAAACCUUUUCAACAGCUACACUGCCAUUGAGUGCUACAUUCUGUGGAGUCAGUAACCUGGGAUAGCAUAUUGAAUGUUAAUUUAUGUGGAAAAUCCCAGAAGUAGAAGUCAUUGCCUUUCACACUUGUCUUGAUGCUUUUUAAAUGGUACAUGUGGUAAAUGGUAACAUGGGAAGUAAUAUAUUGUUCUUGGUAGUGCUGUCUUUCUCCAUGUAUAAAAUUCUUAUGAUUUCUUGAUAAAUGUUCAAUAAAACAUUUUAUGAGACUUUA
Molecule: messenger RNA, 4297 nt
Organism: Xenopus laevis (African clawed frog)
Lineage: Eukaryota; Metazoa; Chordata; Amphibia; Anura; Pipidae
Gene: dennd6b.L
Product: DENN/MADD domain containing 6B L homeolog
Exons: 21
Coding region: 16-1857 (613 amino acids)
Source: RefSeq, a predicted model, not a curated record